AGACCAAAGAGGGCAGAACACCAGCACCAUGGGGAAGGCAGAGAAUUACGAACUGUACUCAGUGGAACUGGGGUCUGGCCCCGGUGGGGACAUGGCCGCCAAGAUGAGCAAGAAGAAGGGCGGUGGGGGAGGCAAGAAGAAGGAGAAGCUGGAGAACAUGAAGAAGGAGAUGGAGAUUAACGACCACCAGCUGUCAGUGUCUGAGCUGGAGCAGAAGUAUCGGACCAGUGCUACCAAGGGCCUGACUUCGAGUCUGGCAGCUGAGCUGCUGCUGAGGGAUGGGCCCAACGCGCUGCGGCCUCCUCGCGGUACUCCUGAGUACGUGAAGUUCGCCCGGCAGCUGGCAGGCGGUCUGCAGUGCCUCAUGUGGGUGGCUGCUGCAAUCUGCCUCAUUGCCUUUGCCAUCCAGGCCAGCGAGGGUGACCUGACCACAGAUGACAACCUGUACCUGGCGCUGGCACUCAUUGCUGUGGUUGUAGUUACUGGCUGUUUUGGCUACUACCAAGAGUUCAAGAGCACAAAUAUCAUCGCCAGCUUCAAGAAUCUCGUACCCCAGCAAGCCACUGUAAUCCGAGAUGGGGACAAGUUCCAGAUCAAUGCAGAUCAGCUUGUGGUGGGCGAUCUGGUGGAGAUGAAAGGCGGGGACCGUGUCCCAGCAGACAUCCGAAUUCUGUCAGCCCAGGGCUGCAAGGUGGACAAUUCCUCACUCACCGGAGAGUCUGAGCCACAGACCCGCUCACCUGACUGCACACAUGAGAGUCCCCUGGAGACCCGCAACAUCGCCUUCUUCUCCACCAUGUGUCUGGAGGGCACAGCGCAGGGCCUGGUGGUGAGCACCGGUGACCGGACCAUCAUUGGGCGCAUAGCAUCGCUGGCCUCGGGUGUGGAAAAUGAGAAGACUCCUAUUGCAAUCGAGAUUGAACAUUUUGUGGACAUCAUUGCGGGCCUGGCCAUCCUCUUCGGUGCCACAUUCUUUGUGGUGGCCAUGUGUAUCGGCUACACCUUCCUUCGGGCCAUGGUCUUCUUUAUGGCCAUUGUGGUAGCCUAUGUGCCUGAGGGGCUGCUGGCUACUGUCACAGUCUGCCUGUCAUUGACAGCAAAGCGUCUGGCCAGUAAAAACUGUGUGGUCAAAAACCUCGAAGCAGUGGAAACCCUGGGCUCCACAUCAGUCAUCUGCUCAGACAAAACUGGAACUCUCACUCAGAACCGCAUGACCGUGUCCCAUCUAUGGUUUGACAACCACAUCCACACAGCGGACACCACGGAAGACCAGUCAGGGCAGACAUUCGACCAGUCCUCGGAGACGUGGCGGGCGCUGUGCCGCGUGCUCACCCUGUGCAACCGCGCCGCCUUCAAGUCUGGCCAGGACGCAGUGCCGGUGCCCAAGCGCAUCGUGAUCGGAGACGCGUCUGAGACUGCACUGCUCAAAUUCUCGGAGCUGACGCUGGGCAACGCCAUGGGCUACCGGGACCGCUUCCCCAAAGUUUGCGAGAUCCCCUUCAACUCCACCAACAAGUUCCAGCUAUCCAUCCACACGCUCGAGGAUCCGCGGGACUCCCGGCACUUGCUGGUGAUGAAGGGCGCCCCCGAGCGCGUACUGGAACGCUGCAGCUCCAUCCUCAUCAAAGGCCAGGAGCUUCCCCUGGAUGAGCAAUGGCGUGAGGCCUUCCAGACUGCCUACCUCAGCCUGGGAGGCCUGGGCGAACGCGUCCUUGGUUUCUGCCAGCUCUACCUGAAUGAGAAGGACUACCCACCUGGCUAUACCUUCGAUGUGGAGGCCAUGAACUUUCCAAGUAGUGGCCUCUGCUUUGCGGGACUCGUAUCCAUGAUUGACCCUCCCCGGGCCACCGUCCCUGAUGCUGUGCUCAAAUGCCGCACGGCAGGCAUCCGGGUGAUCAUGGUGACCGGUGACCAUCCCAUCACAGCCAAGGCCAUCGCAGCCAGUGUGGGCAUCAUCUCAGAAGGCAGUGAGACAGUGGAAGACAUUGCUGCCCGCCUCCGCAUGCCCGUGGACCAGGUUAAUCGGAAGGACGCCCGGGCCUGUGUGAUCAAUGGCAUGCAGCUGAAGGACAUGGACCCAUCUGAGCUGGUGGAGGCCCUGCGUACCCACCCUGAGAUGGUGUUCGCUCGCACUAGUCCCCAGCAGAAGCUGGUCAUUGUGGAGAGCUGUCAGCGACUGGGUGCCAUCGUGGCUGUAACAGGGGAUGGUGUGAAUGACUCCCCGGCCCUGAAGAAAGCCGACAUUGGUGUAGCCAUGGGUAUUGCUGGCUCGGAUGCUGCUAAAAAUGCUGCUGACAUGAUCUUGCUGGAUGACAACUUUGCUUCCAUUGUGACGGGCGUGGAGCAGGGCCGACUGAUCUUUGACAACCUGAAGAAAUCCAUCGCCUAUACACUGACCAAGAACAUUCCAGAACUGACGCCCUACCUCAUCUAUAUCACUGUCAGUGUGCCCCUACCCCUUGGGUGCAUCACCAUUCUCUUCAUAGAGCUCUGCACAGACAUUUUCCCAUCUGUGUCCCUGGCAUAUGAGAAGGCCGAGAGUGACAUCAUGCACCUGCGUCCACGGAACCCCCGGCGGGACCGGCUGGUCAACGAACCCCUGGCUGCUUAUUCCUAUUUCCAGAUUGGUGCCAUUCAGUCGUUUGCAGGCUUUGCUGACUACUUCACGGCCAUGGCCCAGGAGGGUUGGUUCCCUCUGCUGUGUGUGGGGCUGCGGCCACAGUGGGAGGACCACCACCUACAAGAUCUCCAAGACAGCUACGGCCAGGAAUGGACAUUUGGUCAGCGUCUAUACCAGCAAUACACCUGUUACACCGUGUUCUUCAUCAGCAUCGAGAUGUGCCAGAUUGCUGACGUCCUCAUCCGCAAGACACGCCGCCUCUCUGCUUUCCAGCAGGGCUUCUUCAGGAACAGGAUCCUGGUGAUAGCUAUCGUGUUCCAGGUCUGCAUUGGCUGCUUCCUGUGCUACUGCCCAGGGAUGCCCAAUAUCUUCAACUUCAUGCCCAUCCGGUUCCAGUGGUGGCUGGUCCCCAUGCCCUUUGGCCUCCUCAUCUUCGUCUAUGAUGAGAUCCGGAAACUUGGAGUUCGCUGUUGCCCAGGGAGCUGGUGGGACCAGGAACUCUACUAUUAGAGGGACUGCAGCCUUCAGUUAUCCUCCACCUACCAGCAGCACGAUGGAGAUGAGACUAAGGGGCGGCCACCAAAACAUCUACGCAACUGAUUCCCAGCCCUGGCUGUGCCCACUUCUGCAGCCCAUACGCCCCUCACCCUGGAGUCCCACACCCUCUUGGAGCAGCCACACCCCAGGCAGACCUCUGAGGUGGGAAGGGUUAGACUAAGCAGUGGGCAGUUGCUCUGGAUGCAUGCCCAUCCCACGCCCUCCAUCGGGACAGAAGGCUGCCUGGGGCUGU
Messenger RNA from Peromyscus maniculatus bairdii (prairie deer mouse), 3410 nucleotides. It is a transcript of the gene Atp4a, whose product is annotated as ATPase H+/K+ transporting subunit alpha. Gene Ontology annotation, molecular function: ATP hydrolysis activity; P-type sodium:potassium-exchanging transporter activity; P-type potassium:proton transporter activity. The record is from RefSeq and is a predicted model, not a curated record. Gene Ontology annotation, biological process: potassium ion import across plasma membrane; intracellular potassium ion homeostasis; sodium ion export across plasma membrane. Gene Ontology annotation, cellular component: plasma membrane. NCBI's taxonomy places the organism in Eukaryota, Metazoa, Chordata, Mammalia, Rodentia, Cricetidae.